CACAGAGACAUGAUGGGGGAGAAUGUCACCAAGGUCAGCACCUUCAUCCUGGUGGGCUUCCCUGUGGCCCCGGGGCUGCAGUACCUGCUCUUCCUCCUCACCUACCUUGUCCUGGUGGAGAACCUGGCCACCAUCCUCGCCGGCUGGGGCAGUGCCUCCCUGCACAGGCCCAUGUACUACUUUCUGAGCUCCAUGUCUUUGCUGGAGCUCUGGUACGUGUCUGACAUCAUCCCCAAGAUGCUGGAGGGCUUCCUGCUCCGGCGGAAACGCAUCUCUUUCGUCGGGUGCAUGACGCAGCUCUACUUCUUCUGCUCCCUGGUGUGCACCGAGUGCGUGCUCCUGGCCUCCACGGCCUACGACCGCUACGUGGUCAUCUGCCACCCGCUGCACUACCACAUCCUGGUGACCCUGGGGCUGUGCCUCCAGCUGGUGGGCUUCUCCUUUGUGAGCGGCUUCACUGUCUCCACGAUCAAGGUGGAUUUUAUCUCCAGCGCCACGUUCUGUGGCUCCAACGUCUUGAACCACUUCUUCUGUGACAUCUCCCUCAUCCUCAAGCUGGCCCGCAUGGACUUCUCCACUGCAGAGCUGGUGUUUCCCCUCCUGGCCACUGUGCUGUCAUAUGGGCACAUCACCCUGGCCGUCCUGCGCAUACCCUCGGCCACCGGCCACUGGAGAGCCUCCCCCACCUGUGCUUCUCACCUUGCCGUGGUCACUGUCUUAUACGUGGCUAUGAUUUUCAUGUAUGUCCAGCCCCAGGCCAUUGAUUCCCAGAGCUCCAACAAGCUCAUCUCUGCUGUGUACACUAUCGUCACGCCAAUAAUUAACCCUUUGAUCUACUGUCUGAGGAACAAGGAAUUUAAGGACGCCUUGAAAAAGGCCUUGGGUCAAACUUCACAGUAAGACAACUAAGUGUCCUGGAGCAAAACCUGCAGUGAUGAAACAACAUCGCAUAUGGCUCUUUAAACUGAUUUUUAACUGAAAUUGAACAAAUCUACAGGACUAUGUGAAAGUAAGCAAACCUACAGAACUGUGCACAAGAAAGAAGACUUCACCUGCAUGUGUUGUCACAAAAGGGCCAUACUCACAGAACCAGCUCCCAGAUCAAGAACUAGAAGCUGCCUUCAUGCCCUCUCCCAGUCAUUAUCCCCGCUCCACAAGAACCACUAUCCUGACUUUCAAAACCAGAUGCUAGCUUUGGUGUUUCUGAGGGGUUUAUACAUGUAAUCAUAAAGUUUGUGCCCUGUUAUUUCAGCUUCUUUCAUUCCCCGCUGCUUGGUGAAUCUCUGAUGUUUUCGCAGGUAACAAUAAUUCAUGCAUUCUCAUUGCUGUCCAAUAUUCAUAAUACAUAAUGCAUUAAUACUGCAUAAUACAUGCCUAAUACAUUUAGACUGGGAUAAUACAUAUACUGAGAUAAUGCA
This is a messenger RNA of Saimiri boliviensis boliviensis (Bolivian squirrel monkey), 1418 nucleotides long. NCBI's taxonomy places the organism in Eukaryota, Metazoa, Chordata, Mammalia, Primates, Cebidae. The record is from RefSeq and is a predicted model, not a curated record.